This is a messenger RNA of Yamadazyma jaroonii, 1671 nucleotides long. Lineage: Eukaryota; Fungi; Ascomycota; Pichiomycetes; Serinales; Debaryomycetaceae. The record is from the annotation of a GenBank genome assembly.
AUGGUUUGGGAUGAAGAGAAGGUAGCUUUUCCUAUCCUAACUGAAAAUUAUUCAAAAUGGUUAAAAGUUCAAAAAGUCAAAUUUCUCCAAAAAACAGAAUUAAGAGAUUUAAGGGAUAUUAAUGAAGGUAGAGGGAUUAUUGCCCAAGAGGAAAUCAAUACUGGGGACGUCAUAUUCGAAAUUCCAAGGUCAAUAAUCUUUGAUCUUGAAAGUGCUACUUUGUUAGUUGACAGACCUGAACUCCGUGAUGAGUUGGUCCACUUAAAUCAAUGGGAAGUUUUGAUUAUUUUAUUGUUAUAUGAGUUCCAAGUUAAAGAUGGGGCUUCUAAAUGGAGAGAUUAUUUCAAGGUCUUACCUAUUUUUGAUAAAGAUAACUAUAUUUUCAACCAGUUAAUGUUUUGGUCCGAUGACGAACUUAAAGAAUUGGAGCCAUCCUUGAUUGUUCACAGAGUUGGUAAAGAGUUGGCUAACGGAAUGUAUAAGAAAUUGUUUCCAAAAAUUGUUGUUGAAGAUAUGAAAAUUGUUGAAUUAAAAGAUGUUACCUUACAACAAUAUCAUGAAGUAGCUUCAUUAAUUAUGUCUUAUUCCUUUGAUAUUGAAAAGUUGAACAGUCGUGGAUUUGUUGAUGGAGAGGAAGAUGACGAAGAGCAAGAAGAAGAAAAUGAUGCAGAAGAAGAAGAAGAGGAAGAGGAAGAAGAACAAGAGGAAGAAGAACAACACAAAGAAAACGGGCAAAAUGGACAUCUGAAUGGAAAUGGACAUCUGAAUGGGAAUGGUAAAGAAAUUUCAAGUCCAACAUCAGAUGAGGAGUACCCUGAUAGUAUAGAAAAAGAUAGCUUCCUCAAAGCGAUGAUACCUUUAGCUGAUACUUUAAAUGCUGAUACUAAUCUUCAUAAUGCUUCAUUGGAAUACUUGGGAGAUAAAUUAGUAAUCAGAGCCAUCAAACCUAUCAAGAAAGGAGACCAAAUCUACAAUACUUAUUCUGAUCAUCCUAAUAGUGAAAUCUUAAGAAGAUAUGGAUACGUUGAAAUGUUUGGUUCCAAACACGAUUUUGGUGAAAUCCCAUUAUCUACAAUCAAAGCAUACUUUGCCAAAGAUUUAGGUGAAGAUUUCUUCGAUGAAAUUGUUCAAACUUUCAAAGAAGUCAUAGAAUUGGAAGAAGAAGAUGACAUAGUUGAUUUUGUAUUAGAUUCUUACGAUUGUUUUGUUAAUGGAGAUGUUAUUAUUGAAUUAAUCAUCUUUUUACAGUGUUUAACUAUACUAACAUCAAUUAAUUCAAUUAGUUCUAUGAAACCUUUAUCUAGAAGUUCCAAAUUCCAAUUGGUUAGAAGAAUUUACAGAAAAUGUAUUCAACUCAUUGAAUCACAAAAAUUGACUUCUAAAACUAAAGAAAAUUUUAACUUCAUUAUCAAAUCAAGAAUGGACCAAUAUCCUAACUUUGCUUCUGAUGAUUUUACCAAAGAUUUCAAAUACAACAGGAAGAGUAUGGCCAAAAUAGUCUUACAAUCAGAAUUCAAAUCUUUACAAAGUUGUUAUAAUAAUGAUAAUGCUUUCAAAUUUCAUAAUACUGUAUGUUCUUUCAUUGAUGAUGAAAAGUUAGUAAGAAAUAUCAUUAAAAGAAAAUUCGACUUACCCAUUAUCGAUGAUAGAACUAAAAGACCAAAGAAAUGA